UGAGUAGCUUCAAAAUGAUAAACAUUCUACUGUUGGGCCUAGCGAUCGUUCCAGCAAUUUUGGCGGAUGUUCCAACGGGAUGUGUGACGCUGAAAUUUGUGAACAACGCAAAGCAUAUCAAUAUGUGGGACAAAACCGUCCUGCACUACCGGAAGCUCUACGGUGGUGAUGAAAAGGAAGAGUGGGUGAUCGAGAAAAGUGGCAAUGACUACAAAAUAAGGCCCAGAAUUUAUACGGAGUAUUUGUAUGCCGAGAGCAAAACGGACGACCCUGGCCGAGCGGUGAAAACCCUCAAAGAGGGAACUACUGAUGCGAAUGUUUGGAAAGUUGAGCAAAAAAUGGCACUUUACUGGAUCAGCAAUGUCAAGUACCAGGAAUGUCUGGUGAUUAGUGGAUCCGAUCAUGUGGUUACCAAGAAAAUGGAUAGCUGUGGCGAUGAUUUGUGGGAAAUCCAGCCUGUUUCAAACUGUUUGAUCGUUGGAAAAAAGAACUAAUUCCAAGCAAUUCUUGCUUGAAAUAUCACGUUUAUCAACUAAACAAUAACUACGUUUAAUAAAUAAAGAAACUUAACACCAGAAAA
Culex quinquefasciatus (southern house mosquito) is the source of this 580-nucleotide messenger RNA. RefSeq lists its product as uncharacterized. The record is from RefSeq and is a predicted model, not a curated record. The transcript has a single exon. The coding region runs from base 15 to 494 and encodes 159 amino acids. NCBI's taxonomy places the organism in Eukaryota, Metazoa, Arthropoda, Insecta, Diptera, Culicidae.